AUGCCCCCCAGGAGCCAGGGUGAGGGCAGCCCUGACUGCAGGCUCGCAGGAGCAGGCAGCGGGCCAGCUGGCUCUGGCACCCGUCCCGGCAGCCCGUCCUGCCCCUUCACUGUGACUCUGCAAAACAGCGGGGCGGCGGCGGUGACGAUGACGAUGGCCGGGCCAGGAGGAAGUAGAGCAGCCCGGCUGGGCGCUGCACUGCUCGGGGCAGAGCAGAGGGCUCGGCUGGGCAGGAAGGAGGAAGGCCAAGGGCGGCUGGCAGCAGCAGCCAUGGCCGAGCCCGAUGAUCGGAGCAUUCACACACAGCACAUCUCGACCGUACACAACGUGCCCAUGAGCGUCCUCAUCCGGCCCAUCCCGCCAGAGCUGGAUCCAGGGAAAGUGCAGAGCCUGGUGGAGACCCUGCAGGAAGAUCCCGAGCGAGUGCCCCCCAUCGACGUGCUCUGGGUCAAAGGCAGCGAGGGCGGUGACUACUUCUACUCCUUUGGGGGCUGCCACCGCUACGCAGCCCACCAGGCACUCCAGCGGGAGACCAUCCCCGCCAAGAUCAUCCCCUCCACCCUCAGCGACCUCCGAACCUACCUGGGCUCCUCCACGCCCGACCUGCGCUAGCCCAGCAUCCCGAGGAUGCACCCGCAGCCCCCGCUGUUGCCAUUGGUUCCUACCCGUGAGCCCCCGGUGAAGAUGGGGUCGGGGUCCCCCAGCCCUGAGGGGGGGUCCCGGAGUCCCUCCAACAGGGAUGGGGUCAGUGUCCUCCAACCUUGGGCGCAGGUCCUCGAGGUUCCUCCAGCCGGGAUAGGGUCAGGGUCUUCCAACCCUGAGGGGAGUCCCUGGAGUCUCUCCAGCCGGGAUGGGGUCAGGGUCUCGCCGGUACCGGGAGGUGUCCGGGGCGGGGCGGGGCCGGCAGGUGGCGAUAUUGUGCCGCGCUCCGCCGCCACGAGAGACUGCGGGGACCGGGACGGGACGGGACGGGAUGAACCAGGACGGGACGGGAUGAACCAGGACGGGGUGAACUGGUUGGGGUGGGCUGAACCGGGGCACGGCUCAACCGGGAAUAGCUGAACGGUGAUGGAACGGGCGGAACCGGGGCAUGGCUCAACCGGGAAUGGCUGAACCGGGACAGGAGGGGCUUAACCGGGGCACGACUCAACCGGGACGGACUGAAGCAGGGCACACUGGAACUGGGACAGGUCACAGCCCGUCCGAGGCACAGAUGUACCAGGAAGGGAUACAGAUGGACCAGGAAGGCAGAGAAGCAAAGCGGGACACAGCUGAAUCAAGACACAGAGGCACUGGGAGGAAGCACAGCUGAACCGGGCAAGGCCAGUCCCCAGCCCUCACACGGCGACUCUGGGCACACCCUGUGCCCGGAUCGGGGGGACCCUGGGCUGUGCCUGCCCCAAAAACGUCUACUCCAACCCCGGACACAUCCCGUGGUCCCCCUGUCCAUGGGGACACCUCCAAAAUGCUGGGGUGGGGACAUCUGCUGCUGCACCUGGAAUAAAGGUGAUCAAAGCCCCACA
Messenger RNA from Neopelma chrysocephalum (saffron-crested tyrant-manakin), 1523 nucleotides. RefSeq names its product sulfiredoxin 1 (gene SRXN1). Gene Ontology annotation, biological process: cellular response to oxidative stress. The record is from RefSeq and is a predicted model, not a curated record. Gene Ontology annotation, cellular component: cytoplasm. The coding region runs from base 1 to 612 and encodes 203 amino acids. NCBI's taxonomy places the organism in Eukaryota, Metazoa, Chordata, Aves, Passeriformes, Pipridae. The transcript is spliced from 3 exons. Gene Ontology annotation, molecular function: sulfiredoxin activity.